Messenger RNA from Truncatella angustata, 2281 nucleotides. Its product is annotated as amidase signature domain-containing protein. The record is from RefSeq and is a predicted model, not a curated record. Bases 246 to 2039 code for a protein of 597 amino acids. Lineage: Eukaryota; Fungi; Ascomycota; Sordariomycetes; Amphisphaeriales; Sporocadaceae. Gene Ontology annotation, molecular function: catalytic activity. The transcript is spliced from 4 exons.
GUUUACAUAGAAACUGUGUCACGAAGUGUACCAUGGCGAGUUAUAGCAGAGACUAAUCUAGUCUAGCCGAAGCGGGCUGAUAAGCGGCCACGACGGUCACUUUCACUUCCCGUUACACGUGAUCCGAGGUUGUGUAUUAUCUGACAAUGAACGCCACAGUUGCCUGUCAAUUCUGAAUGAUCUGGCCUUCUCUCGAGUUCGAAGCUUGUGAGCAAAGUCUACGUGAUUUAAUAUUGUAGUGCGGUAUGGCUCCAGAACAGCGCUUUUUGGGGUAUCCGAAAGCCCGUGAAGGGCCCAAGACCCCUUAUGCAGGAACGGAAGAAAAGGUUCCUGUCCUGAGAGGCUGGCUGCUUGUCGCUUUCGCAAAUGUCAUUACUCGUUCCUCGUUACUCGCUAGAUCGACUUGGAACAACGCGAAUUUCGGUGCUGCCAAGGACAUUCCGGGGCUCGAUGAGUACGACUGGCGACUACAGCCAAUCGUAACGCCUCUAGGUUCCGGGGGUCUUAGUAAACCAGAGAUCACGUCAGAGCUGUUGUUAAGGCAGCCGGAAGACCGAAAUGGCCGAUUCUAUUCUGCAGCAGACUAUCACGAGCUUUACAAGUCGGGAAGGUUGACACCAGUUCAGGUAGUAGAGGCGCUUCUCCCUCUGAUUGCUCGUGGCCAGACUCCACCCGCCAAGUAUGAGCUAUCAUGGGCUGUCACGCACGAGGAGAUUGCGCUGAAAGCCGCAAAAGCUUCGACUGAGCGAUAUGCCAGAGGGGAGCCACUUAGUGUUCUAGACGGCGUCCCAUUCGGCGUCAAAGAUGAUCUCGAUGUGGAAGGCUACAUCUCUCACAAAGGCCUUGCGCCCACAGACAACCAUCCAUAUUUUAAGCCUGCGAAAGAUACCAUCUGGCCAGUUAAGCAGCUUGAAGCUGCUGGAGCCGUCAUGAUCAGUACUCUUGCUAUGCACGAGCUCGGUUCUGAUGUCAAUGGCUGCAAUCCCCGAUGGGGCACACCGGUCAACUGGAACAACACAUCCUAUUACCCAGGUGCCUCAUCCUCAGGAGCAGGAUCUGCCCUAUCUGCUGGCCUUGUGCCGAUAGCGGUCGGGACGGAUGCAGGAGGCAGUAUCCGUAUCCCAUCUGCCUUCUGCGGACAGUACGGUCUCAAACCCACACUUCACCGCGUAUACACAAUGAAGUCGUCGAUCUGCGUUAUUGGGCCCAUGGCCUCCAAUGUAUCGGAUCUUACCAUUGCCUACAGGCUAAUGUCGGCAUCCAACCCAGAUGACCUUACCCAGUCUGCAUUUGCCCCGUCUAUUCCACCCACCCCGACAGCCAAGAAAUACAUCGGUGUGCACAAUGAAUGGUUUGACAAAGCUGCCCCUGCUGUGCUGGACGCCACCAAGAAGGCCAUCUCCUACCUUACCCACAAACUUGGAUAUGAACUCGUCGAUAUCAGCAUCCCCUACCUGCAAGAAAGCCAGGCAGCCCAUAGUUCUUGGGCGCUGGUCGAGGCGGUGGACCACCAACGGACGCGCUGCCCGAAGUGGCACAACUCGGAUCCAUUGUCCAUGGUCAAUCAUCCGAACAAGUGUGUGCAGACAAUGGGUGCUCUCACAUCUGGCGUCGAUAUGGUCAAGUCCGGACAGCUCCGCCAGCUCCUCAUGGAGCACCUCGCCUUCUUGUUCCAAAAGUACCCUGGACUGUUGAUCCUCACGCCCACGGUGCCUGACGCGGGCUGGAAGAUCCAUCCCGGCGACCAGGCGUACGGCUUCGUGGACGGCCCCAUGACCUUCAGGACCAUGAUGUACAUUUGGCUUGCCAACUCGACAGGUUGUCCAGCCAUCUCCGCGCCGGUCGGGUAUGCCCAACCUGAGCACGGUGAGGGCAGAUUGCCGGUCGGUCUGAUGGCUACCGGAGAAUGGGGCGCCGAGGAGCAGCUGCUGUCCUUCGCCAGAGAUGCCGAGACUUACUUGAACGAGGUCUACGAGGGUGGCCGGAGCAGACCCAAGGACUGGGCGGACGUUAUUGGGUUGGCUAGCGACUUCAAAUGAUCGCUGCCCUCCCUCAUCUGCAGUAGUACGCCACACAACUACCAUGUAUCAUAAUUAUCUCUAAUCGUAACUGUUAUCUUGACUAUUCAUGAAACUAGACGUCACGGGUGAGAUGUCCGCUCGCAUCUGAGUACCAAUCAACAUGAGGGAUCCCCAGUGCCAGCAUACAAAAGCUGCGACUCAUCACAGCCCCUCACAUGUCCCAGUAUUGCAACCACAGAUCCCUAGUUUCCAGCCAUUAU